This is a messenger RNA of Pyricularia pennisetigena, 867 nucleotides long. RefSeq lists its product as uncharacterized. The transcript has 4 exons. The coding region runs from base 1 to 867 and encodes 288 amino acids. Lineage: Eukaryota; Fungi; Ascomycota; Sordariomycetes; Magnaporthales; Pyriculariaceae. The record is from RefSeq and is a predicted model, not a curated record.
AUGCAACAAAUUGUGGUUACAAGACGCAAUCCGGGCCUGUUUUGUCCAGCACAGGGCAAACCGACAGACUUCGCCAAAGCAGGCACUCUGAUCACCCCAUCACCCGAUGCGGGACCGAUAUCCACAACCUUCAACCUGGGCCAGGAACUUCAUCAUUAUGGCGGCGUGAAUAGUGGCCUGGAACCAUGGAUAGCGAACGCGCAAGAGACUCCCAAGAUCAUACCUUCUGUCACCGCGUUGACUGCAAGGACUAGUCUCGGGCACGCAGUGGAAGUCCAACGAGGCGCAGCAAAACGUGGCCUACUCGAGAUAUACGCCAUGGCGGCGAGCAACACCUCGUCAAGCGGGGUACUGGACGAUCAGCUCCGCCUCAUCGUGGAAUCUUCCCAUAGAGUUGGCCUGGACCACAAAUUGCAGGAGGACGCGAUCAAGAUGAGUAUGAUUGGCGUCAAUUCAGACCGCAUUAAUGCGCUCAUCAGAAAUGCCGAGAUCACCAAAAAUUCAGCACACGAGUUAGCCACUUACUGGGAUAUCGCCUGGAAGGCGUACAAUCUGCUCGAUUUCAAACAAAAGGGAGCAAACCUGGCCGAGGCACAGUGGACGCGCAAACAAGCAGAGGAGACUGCGAGACAGGGGAACAUCAUCAUGGUUUUCACCAAAGUCACUAUCAUCUUCGCAAGUCAAUCAAACACUGGCCCUCUUCCUGUGUCAUUUCUUUCAUCGUUUUUCGCAUUGGAAAUCACCGAGUUCCCAAGAGACGACGAAAAGGAGCUCCGGUUUGGUCCGAAAUGGACACUCAUGUACAUACGUAAGUAUACUCACACGGUCAUACUCGUGGACCGGCAUGCGAACGAGGUGGCUAUCUGA